UCAACGUGCGGGGCGGCGGGCCUUGAGCGCCUCUCGCCGUGCUCCAUCGGCUGCUAUGGAGCCACCGCCAGGCCCUGCCGCCUCUUCGGCGGUCUUUGGGGGGCAGCCGGGCUCCAAGCCCUGGUUCGCGGGCAGGCCUCAGCCGCCGGAGUCCGGCUGGGAGCGAAUUUUGGAGCUCUUCCGCAAAGAUGAACUAAAUCGAUAUCCGGAAGAAACCGUCAGUAUCUGUAAAGCAACAUUUACGGCAGGUGUUGUUGGCUUUGUAUAUGGAGGCAUUCCUGGCUUUGUAUAUGCCAAAGAACGAUACAUUGAGCAGAGUGGUGCAGAGAUGUACCACAGUCGCCUGGAUGCUGCGCAAUCUGCACACCGUGCAGCAGUACGGGGCUUCAUCCGUUACGGCUGGCGUUGGAGCUGGAGGAUUGCUGCCUUUGUAGCAAUAUUCAACACUGUGAGCACUAGUUUGUCUGCAUAUCGUGAUAAAAACUCACUCAGUAAUUUUGUGGCUGCAGGAGCUUUUACAGGAGGCCUGUUCAGAUUUCACUUGGGCUUGGGAGGUUUUGCUGCAGGCAGUAUUUUUGGAGCAUUGUUGGGAGUCCCUGCAGGAGGAUUGAUGAUGGCAAUGCAAAAUCUUUCUGGUGAAACCUUGCAUGAGGGAAGAAAACAGGAGCGAAGGGAGCGAUAUGAACAGCAGCUGAUAGAGUGGAACAACAGCCUUGGCAUCACUGAGAAAAUCUCGAAAGAAAUAGACGAUUACAUUCAGGAAGGAGCUGAGAAGAGACAUGAUGAAAAGAUACAGAAAUGAAUAAAUCUUGUCUCAAAGUUGAAUCUUGACUGAACUGCAAUGGGAUCUGUGGCAGAAACUGGACUCCUAACAUCGGUGUCAAAGAAUCUUGAGCUAAAAUUCUCCCUCUGCCCUGUUUUCCUGGUCAAAGUGCAUUCUUCUGGGGGGAAAGGAACUCACACAUUUGCUCAGUUACACUUCAGAAUGUCCAACUUGAAAUGAUUAGAGAGGGGAAUGCUUGAAAUGCCUCAGUGGACAAAUGGAGUGAAAAAUUCAAGUCUUACUGGGGCAAGUUGUAAGUAUGAUGAUGGAUAAAUUGAUGUGGUCUUCGUAAUUAGCAGAAAGAGAUUUGGGUUCUUUUUGAAGCAUAGAGUGAUUUUCAGAAAGUGUUCAUUUCAAGUGGAAACACCCUCUAAAGCCAGCAAUAACUUGGGAAUACAGUACCCUUUAUCCAUCUGAAUACUGUAGAUCAGAAGAACAUCUUGCAAAAAAUUAAGGACGCUGAUCAACACACAAAGUUAAUAAAGUAAACUAACUUUCA
Eublepharis macularius is the source of this 1322-nucleotide messenger RNA. It is a transcript of the gene TIMMDC1, whose product is annotated as translocase of inner mitochondrial membrane domain containing 1. Bases 56 to 802 code for a protein of 248 amino acids. NCBI's taxonomy places the organism in Eukaryota, Metazoa, Chordata, Lepidosauria, Squamata, Eublepharidae. Gene Ontology annotation, cellular component: mitochondrion. The record is from RefSeq and is a predicted model, not a curated record. The transcript has 7 exons.